AUGGCUCUUCUCAACGACCUCCUAAACCUCGACCUCGCCGACUCCACGGAGGAGAUCAUCGCCGAGUACAUAUGGUACCGUCUCCGAAUCUCCUUUUCCCUUCUCAGUUCUCCACCCUUGCUCGUGGUGUGGCUUCUUGAUCCUUCUUUGAUCUCCGUCGUCGGAUUUCUCUGCUCUACGUCCGUCUUCUAUCUCCAUCAGUGAAUUAUAUUCUCGUAUUCCUGUGCCGUGAGCCGUGUGUUGUGGCGGUUGAUUGCUGUUAUCUCGCUGGACCAGGGAUAGCGAGAAUGUGAGAAGCAAAGCAAGGGUGAGCAUCUCCAAGUUCUGA
This is a messenger RNA of Spirodela intermedia, 328 nucleotides long. NCBI's taxonomy places the organism in Eukaryota, Viridiplantae, Streptophyta, Magnoliopsida, Alismatales, Araceae. The record is from the annotation of a GenBank genome assembly.